This is a messenger RNA of Erinaceus europaeus (western European hedgehog), 918 nucleotides long. It is a transcript of the gene BACC1, whose product is annotated as chromosome 12 C17orf49 homolog. NCBI's taxonomy places the organism in Eukaryota, Metazoa, Chordata, Mammalia, Eulipotyphla, Erinaceidae. The transcript is spliced from 6 exons. The coding region runs from base 135 to 713 and encodes 192 amino acids. Gene Ontology annotation, cellular component: NURF complex; MLL1 complex. The record is from RefSeq and is a predicted model, not a curated record.
GCCAAUCGGCUGCGGGGAGGGGUGGGACUUCCUGCCAGGGGGCCGGAACGGCUCUGUCGCCGGUGUCACCGUGGUCCCGGCUCGCGUGGUGGCGGCAGUGGCAGCGGCGUCUCCGUGAGGAGGCGCGCGGGGACAUGACGUCAGCGUCCACAAAGGUUGGAGAGAUUUUCUCCGCGGCCGGCGCCGCCUUCACGAAACUCGGGGAGCUGACGAUGCAGCUGCAUCCCGUGGCCGAUUCUUCCCCCGCGGGUGCCAAGUGGACCGAGACGGAGAUAGAGAUGCUGAGGGCUGCUGUGAAGCGGUUUGGGGACGAUCUUAAUCACAUCAGCUGUAUCAUCAAGGAACGGACAGUGGCACAGAUAAAGACCACAGUGAAACGCAAGGUCUAUGAAGACUCCGGUAUCCCCCUUCCUGCUGAAUCACCCAAGAAAGGGCCCAAGAAGGUGGCAUCUGGUGUCUUGUCCCCUCCUCCAGCCGCCCCUCCACCUGGCAGCUCCAGUGUCCCUGAGGCUGGGCACCCCCCAAUAAAGAAACAGAAGGCUGAUGUGACACUGAGUGCUCUGGCUGACUCCGAUGGCAACAGUGACCUGGUGGAUAUUGAAGGGCUCGGAGAAACUCCUCCAGCCAAGAAACUCAACUUCGACCAGGACAGCCUGACACUGGGUUCUGGCCUUCUCGUGACCUCCACUGAUCCUCCUCGGCUCUCUCGAUGAGUCUUCCACCUCCGACCCCUCUCACUGUUCACCCUGGACCUGUGGAUCACCUGGGACUUUGAGCAAGGCCUGUGUGAGAAAGGGUUGAAAGGCUGCUGGGACUGUUGACCUCAGAGUUCUGCAUAAGCAUCUGCCCCCAACCCCUGUGACCUCCAACCGACAGACAUUUUUAUACAGAAAACUAUGAAUAAAGCUUUUCCUCUCA